AAACAUUAAGAUUUUCUUUUAAAUUAGAGUUCUAGUUUAUCCUUGUUAAUCAUACUGUUAUUUAUUACUAUCACGACUUUCAUUCUGAGUAAAAUAACGUUUUUUGUGAGCAAUUAGGUCUUGUUAAUUCGGGUUUAUAUUUUGACGUAGGGAUGCUCAUUUUGAGGUGUUGCAGGGCACAUGGCCUCCAACGCAUUUGAAUAGGGAGAGUUCUUAGCACGUUAUUUAAUGGGUGAAGUUGAGAAAAAGAAAGAGUUUGGAACAAAUAGCAUAGAAAUGGAUGACUUUGGUCCUCAGUUACGAUUACUAAAGGCUAACGACCAAAUAAGGGAACUACAGACAACUAUUAGAAAUAAGGCAACUUCCAGAGGCGAUUUUGUAUUCUACGCUGACAGAUUAAUCCGGCUCGUUGUUGAAGAAGGUCUGAACCAACUUCCCUACAAGGAGACAGUGGUAACGACACCGACUGGAUGCCAGUACAAUGGGGUGCAGUUUGAGCAUGGUAACUGUGGUGUCAGUAUAAUGAGAAGUGGUGAGGCUAUGGAGCACGGUCUGCGAGACUGUUGUCGUUCAAUCCGCAUCGGGAAAAUCUUAAUCCAGAGCGAUGACGACACCAGUGAAGCCAAGGUGUUCUACGCUAAGUUUCCUCCAGACAUACACAAGAGGAGAGUCCUUCUUAUGUAUCCUAUUCUAAAUUCAGGAAACACAGUGAUUCAAGCAGUAAGAGUUUUAGAAGAACACGGUGUCAAGGAUAAUAUGAUUGUACUCCUCACUAUCUUCUGCACGCCAAAUGGUAUCCGUUCUGUGAUCAACAAAUAUUCAGCGAUAACCAUUCUUACAUCUGAGGUUCAACCGGUCACCCCAAACCACUUUGGCAAGAAAUAUUUCGGAACAGAUUGAAGCAAUAAAGUUAAAUAAAUACUGGUAUUAUUUUACAAGGAGUUUAAGCCAUUUCUUUUUAGGGUAUCGGUGAAGCUUACUGAUAUGAAUGGCAAUAACUUUUUAAGAAACUCUGCUACAUUCCGGUAGAGUAUGGAGUCCCGCUGUUUCAACAUCCAAUACCAUCUGGAGAAUUUGACUCCAAAAAUGGCGCAUCUAUGAUUUAUUUAAUAUCACGUGAAUAGUGUCAACAGAUGUACGAUUGUACACACAUAUGCAAUUUUGUUACAACUCUGUGGUCAUGUUCUGGUGAACAGGACAAAAAAUGGUUAACAAUUUGCAAUGGAUGUUGUGCACUUUUAUGUCAGGCUUAUUUUUAUUGCAGCAUCCAGCGACUUAACUGCAGGGUCUUCAAAUGCUAUUUUCCUGUACUUGUAUUAUAGACAGAGAUACCUGUAUUUUUAGGGAUUGGCUUUUAUUUCACAUAUACUGUAGUUAGAAACUAAUGCAUAGUUACAAAAUAUUAUUACCAAUCAUGUAGUUUGUGUUUUUCUUUAUAAUCGUACUAAGCCAGCCAGGCUUCUUGUAGUCGUUGCGCUGCCCCAAAUACACAUAGGCUUCUUGACUACAUUUGUGAAUGCAUAUCAAUUUAAAAUCCUCUUUGCUUGUGAUUGAUUGAUCACUAAUAGACGAUGUGACCUGUGACACCACAUGUUUAUAAAAGAGCCACAAAGCCUAGACUUCCUGCACAGUCAAAAUGGAAGAAAACGUAACAUUUUAUGGAGAUUGCACUGUCCACUUCUCAUCAGCUUUUGAUAUGAUCACGUCUCAAAAGUUGUCCAGCUUUUGAUUUCAUAACUCUUGGAUUUAUGUGGAAAUUAUGACCAGUGCAGUAUCUUGCCUGCCAGAAAACCAAAGAAUGCACAUGUAAAAGGUCACACUUAUUGUAAACAAAGGUCACAUGGACGGUCUAUACCAGGCAAGAGUGAGUCAUUGCUUACAAAAUGAUCUGAAAAUAGGAUCCAAAAUUCUGGUUAGGUUAAAAAGAUGGCAUUUCCACCUGGAGUUGUACAUUUCAAGAAGCUUUUAGCAGGCAUGACAUUUGGCCCUUGGAAAAAGAGAAGGCAAACUCUGUCAAGUAUAAGAGCCUUACCUACUUUAACAUGUGGGUCGUAUACCCUUUUUGCUAAUUUUUCCUCACAGUGCAAAUAAAUUCGGAAAUAAGAUUCCAGGAGAAAUAAUAUCAUGCCUGUUUUAAGAUCAGUAUCCUUAGCAAUAGAGCAGUACAUAGAAAACAAUAGUAUUUUAACAUCUGAAAAGGCUGUUUUUUACCCGUCAGAUAUAUAAACAAAAGUCUGAAAUUACUCGUGUUAUGAAGAUUUUCUCGCCAGUUUUUUUAUUUUCAAGUAGUGUCGACACAAUUGUGUUGUGUGCUGAAAACAAUCCAUGAUAAUGAAAUAUUAUUUUCGAUUUGAUUGCCAAUAAAUUAGUUUCUUGAAAAUAAAAGAGGCUCCAACUCGAGACUGGGUUUUUGCUUUGUCAAGUUAAAGGAGAUCAGAUAUUCUUGCCAAGUAGUCUUAAAGGGUCUGGGUACUUUUUGCAGGACACAAUACACAAUGUCCACAGAUUUAUAUUAAACUAACACAGUU
This is a messenger RNA of Asterias rubens (European starfish), 2528 nucleotides long. Its product is annotated as uracil phosphoribosyltransferase homolog. NCBI's taxonomy places the organism in Eukaryota, Metazoa, Echinodermata, Asteroidea, Forcipulatida, Asteriidae. The coding region runs from base 229 to 900 and encodes 223 amino acids. The transcript is spliced from 6 exons. The record is from RefSeq and is a predicted model, not a curated record.